Molecule: messenger RNA, 607 nt
Organism: Perkinsus marinus ATCC 50983
Lineage: Eukaryota; Perkinsozoa; Perkinsida; Perkinsidae
Exons: 1
Biological process (GO): proteolysis
Molecular function (GO): serine-type endopeptidase activity
Source: RefSeq, a predicted model, not a curated record
AUGAAGCUCCUCUCCUUUGUUCCGCUCAUAGCCGCAUCGACCUCCACAAACGUUUAUGACAGCAAGACUAUCGUAUCGGUCACCUCCGCCGAUGCUUUCGUCGACGUUCGGGAUGUCCCAAAGCGUCUCGAAGAUGCCAAGGUCGCGCUCAAGCCUGGAAUGGCCGCCUUCCUGAAGACGGCAACUAUCAAGACUUUGAAGUCCUCGGGCUUGCAGGUGGUUGCUACUUCCGAGGACACAGUGAGCUCCGACGAUCUUUGUGCCUACUUGAAGGACGCGGCCUCCAAACUCUCCGGUCUGGACUGUGAAUGCUCUCCUAAUUUCGCCAUCAAGGAAGAGGACACCAGUGACGAUCUCGGCGUGAAUGAUCCGAAUGCUUCCUUGCAAAAGGCAUUCAAGCGGAUGAACAUGCAAGACGUAUGGAGACUAUCUGCGCCCUACGCGAGGCGAACCGUCGCCGUGGCUGUUAUGGAUAACGGCCUCAACUUCAGCGAUCCUGAGAUCGCUCCUUAUCGCGGCGUCUUCCGUAAGAAGAGCGGUGGAUCCAUCGAUGGUGGCUGGAAUUUCGUGGACGACUCCUCAAACUUAACAUCGGCUAAUCAGCAUG